This is a messenger RNA of Xenopus laevis (African clawed frog), 15119 nucleotides long. It is a transcript of the gene dnmt3a.L, whose product is annotated as DNA (cytosine-5)-methyltransferase 3A. The transcript has 23 exons. The record is from RefSeq and is a predicted model, not a curated record. Bases 375 to 3197 code for a protein of 940 amino acids. Lineage: Eukaryota; Metazoa; Chordata; Amphibia; Anura; Pipidae.
GGGUGGAGCCUCAGGAGGGGGAGGAGGGAAGUGUCAGUGCGCGGUCCGGGGGGAGGGAGCGCGCGGGGAGGAGGAGUCAGAGCCGGGGGGAGACGGAGAGAUCUCGGGACAGACUGACAGCGGCGGGGGCAGGAGAGAGAGACCCGGGACAAUAACAAGCGGUGGAGAGAGACACCCCUUCCUUCUGGUGCUUAUAUUUAUUUUUUUUUAAGUACAGUAACUUUUCCUUAAACCUUAUUUUUUAUUGUUUGAAAUUUUUACGACGUCAACCGGCAGAUUCACCUAUUUCUUAACAAACGGGAAAAAACAAGUAAAAAAUAAACAAAAAAAAGGAAGAAAUCCCAAGACAUCAAGUGCAAGAAUUCUUUUUUCUAAUGAUGCCGUCCAAUGGCACCGUCCUCAACACCAGCAACCCCUCGACGGAGACGGAUGCACAAGCGCUAAAGGGAGAUGCAGCCAUGGAAGAAAAUAAGAGCAAAGACGAAAAGCCAGACAAAGGGGUGUCCACAAAGAAAACGGGGCGUCCAGGGAGAAAGCGCAAGCAAAGCAUGGUGGAAAGCGCUAAUGUAUCCAAAGACAUUGCCUCAGUCCCUAAGUGCCACACGUCUUCAAACACCACACGGCCAGAUCCAAUUCACAACGGAGAUAUGGAAUCCACCAAAAGGCAGCACAAGCCUGAGAGGUCCAGCCAAGAUCGACCAACACCAGAGCUAAGUCCAAGAGACACGAAGACCUGUGAUUCGCCAGAAGAAGUUCUACGAGACAGUGAUGUAAAGCAGGUGGUGGAGAAUGGAUGCUGUACUCCAAGUGAUGAGACGGAUCCUCAGCAAAUGGAGGACUGUGAUGUUUUAGAAAUCUCUACACCCAAGAAAAGAGGGAGACGAAGCCUGUCCAACAGCUCAGAGAAAAGCAAAGAAGAGACGGAAGAUACAAGUUCCAGCUCUCCCAAAUCGGAGGAAUACCGAGGCCGGCUGCGUGGAGGAUUAGGCUGGGAGACUAAUCUACGUCAGAGACCAAUGCAAAGACUACCCUUCCAGGCUGGGGACCCUUAUUACGUCAGCAAGAGGAAGCGAGAUGAGUGGUUGGCCAGAUGGAAAAGGGAGGCUGAGAAGAAGCAGCAGUUGGCAGCCGUGAUCAACGCCAUGGAAGAAACUGUGUCACGGGAGCCUCAUAAGGAAGAGGAACCUUGCCCGCUGGCCCCCCAGCAACCCACAGACCCCGCCUCCCCCACAGUGGCCACCACCCCCGAACCGGUUGCGCCUGAUGCUGUCGACAAAAAUACGUCCAAGUCUGCAGACGAAGAGGCAGAGUAUGAGGAUGGUCGGGGCUUUGGCAUUGGAGAACUGGUGUGGGGCAAGCUCCGUGGGUUCUCCUGGUGGCCUGGUCGCAUUGUAUCUUGGUGGAUGACGGGAAGGAGCCGCGCAGCAGAGGGGACACGUUGGGUCAUGUGGUUUGGGGACAGCAAGUUCUCUGUGGUUUGCGUGGAGAAACUGUUGCCUCUCAGUUCAUUCGCCGGCACCUUCCACCAGGCCACCUACAGCAAGCAGCCCAUGUACCGCAAAGCCAUCUAUGAGGUUCUCCAGGUGGCCAGCACCCGAGCCAGAAAGGUUUUCCCAACAUGCCCAGAAAACGACGAGUCGGACAAUUCCAAAGCAGUAGAAAUCCAGAACAAGCAGAUGAUCGAGUGGGCGCUGGGUGGCUUCCAACCCUCUGGCCCCAAAGGACUGGAACCUCCAGAAGAGGAGCGCAACCCAUACAAAGAAGUUUACACAGAAAUGUGGGUGGAACCCGAAGCAGCUGCCUACACCCCUCCCCCUCCAGCUAAAAAACCUCGAAAAAGCACAGAAAAACCCAAGGUCAAGGAAAUCAUUGAUGAGGGCACACGAGAGAGACUGGUCUAUGAAGUAAGGCAGAAGUGCAGGAACAUUGAAGAUAUCUGUAUUUCCUGUGGCAGUUUGAAUGUUACCCUGGAACACCCCCUGUUUAAUGGGGGCAUGUGCCAAAACUGCAAGAACUGCUUUCUGGAGUGCGCGUACCAAUACGAUGAUGACGGCUAUCAAUCCUACUGCACCAUAUGCUGCGGCGGGAGGGAGGUGCUAAUGUGUGGCAAUAAUAACUGCUGCAGGUGCUUUUGUGUAGAGUGUGUGGACUUGCUCGUGGGACCAGGUGCAGCCCAGGCAGCUAUUAAAGAAGACCCUUGGAACUGCUACAUGUGCGGACACAAGGGUAUCUACGGGCUGCUCAAGAGGCGCGAUGACUGGCCCUCCCGGCUUCAGCUUUUCUUUGCCAAUAACCACGACCAAGAAUUUGACCCACCAAAGCUUUAUCCGCCUAUAGCAGCUGAAAAGCGGAAGCCUAUCCGAGUACUGUCUCUAUUUGACGGCAUUGCAACAGGUCUAUUGGUGCUAAAGGAUCUUGGGAUCCACAUAGAACGUUACAUUGCCUCAGAGGUGUGUGAAGACUCCAUUACUGUCGGUAUGGUGCGACAUCAGGGAAAGAUCGUGUACGUGGGAGAUGUGCGCAAUAUUACCCAUAAGCAUAUUCAGGAAUGGGGCCCUUUUGACCUUGUUAUUGGGGGUAGUCCUUGUAAUGAUCUUUCCAUUGUGAACCCCGCAAGGAAAGGUCUGUUCGAAGGCACCGGGAGACUCUUUUUUGAGUUCUAUCGUUUGCUUCACGAGGCCAGACCUAAGGCAGGAGAGGACCGGCCGUUCUUCUGGCUCUUUGAGAAUGUUGUGGCCAUGGGCGUUAGUGACAAAAGGGACAUCUCACGCUUCCUAGAGUCCAACCCAGUGAUGAUCGAUGCAAGAGAGGUGUCGGCAGCCCACAGAGCUCGUUACUUCUGGGGUAACCUUCCCGGUAUGAACAGGCCUCUGGUUUCUACAAUAAAUGAUAGGCUGGAAUUACAAGACUGUUUGGAACAUGGCAGGUUAGCAAAGUUUAGCAAGGUCCGUACCAUCACCACUAGGUCAAACUCCAUCAAACAGGGCAAGGACCAGCAUUUCCCUGUGUACAUGAAUGAGAAGGAAGACAUUCUCUGGUGCACUGAGAUGGAAAGGGUUUUCGGCUUCCCAGUCCACUACACUGACGUUUCCAACAUGAGCCGUUUGGCAAGGCAAAGGCUUCUGGGAAGAUCCUGGAGUGUCCCGGUCAUCCGUCACCUCUUUGCCCCUCUUAAGGAAUAUUAUGCCUGUGUUUAACACAUUAGGCACAGGGACCUGAGGCUGAUCCCCAUCUUCUCAACAACCCCCCACCCCCGAUCCUGCAAGAUCCUCACUCCAUCUUCCCCUUCACCCCAUCCUCCUGGGGAAGAAAGAAGCGAAACAAGAACGUGUCACGUAGGAAAUGAAUCUCAGUAAAGUCACGGGGGCAGAGAACCAGCAGCUGUCAGGAGAUCGGGGGCAUCUGAGACCUGAGCAGACAAUUUUACGUAAUUCCCUGUUCAAUGUUACACUUUUAUUCUCUUUUACACUUGUCCACAUUUCUCAUUUUAUUUUCAUUUUUUUUGUAGUUUUUAUCUGCUAUUUUAUAGGGGGAAGAGGGGGGCAUUUUAAACCCCUCCAGCCCUAGGUUUUAGCAAAUGAUUGCAGUGCCGCUGGUCUUUACAAAGACGUCUUAAAAACGGAGCAGCGCCAUUGAGUUGUAGUGGAUAUUUUUGUCUAUUGUUGAGGUCAUUGUAUCCUGGUGCUGAAAGGUUAGAUGUUGACGUUUAGUGUUCGGUAUCUUGUACUAUGCCUUAGUCGUAAAAAUACCGCAAAUAUUCAGUGGUUUGAGCACAAGUAAGGAAGAGGAUAUAUAAAAAAUACACAUCUACACAUUUUCCUUUCAAGGUGACUUUUUGGCAUUGUCAUGGUGAGACCAGCGUUUACUGAGUGGUGUUUCUCCAUGAGCCACCUUCGGGGACCACCUCCUUCUGGAAGACUUGGAGAUGCACUGCUCAGCAAACAGGGUGCUGCUUUUAUAUAGUUUGGUCUUCUGCAUCUUGUCUUUUAGAUUUUAUUUCUUCAUCUUCCUUAAACUGAUCAUUGGAGAUGAAACAUUCUAUAUAGAUUUUACCAGAUGCCAGCUUUCAGAAUUUUAUGAGACCGAGGAAAAAAAAGAAAAUAUAUGGUGAAAUUAUACACGUUUAUUUUCGUGCAAAAAAGGAGCCUGAACCAAGCAGCUCACACAGACAGCUCGGACCUCUCAACACUGUUUACACUGUUUGUGAUAAUUACCAAUACGCUAAUUUCUAAGUGUCUGCAUGAUAUGUCAGGUAUACCACAAACAUUGGCUAUCAUGGCCAUUCCCAAUCUUCUAACUGAGCAGAAAAUAUUGGCUCCUAUGGUUGUUCCCAAUCUCAAAUCUGAGAAACCAAGAAUCUCCUAUCUGAGAAACACACAUUGGCUCCCAUGGCCAUUUCCAAUAUCCUAACUGAAGAACAUAUAUUGGCUCCCAUGUUCGUUCCCAAUCUCCUAUCUGAGAAACACACAUUGGCUCCCAUGGCCAUACUCAAUAUCCUAACUGAAGAACAUAUAUUGACUCCCAUGGCCCUUCCGAAUCUCCUAUCUGAGAAACACACAUUGGCUCCCUUGGCCAUACUCAAUAUCCUAACUGAAGAACAUAUAUUGACUCCCAUGGCCGUUCCCAAUCUCCUAUCGGAGGAACAAACAUUGGCUCCCAUGGCCAUUCUCAAUAGCCUAACUGAAGAACAUAUAUUGGCUCCCAUUUCAGUUCCCAAUCUCCCAUCUGAGAAACAAACAUUGUCUCCCAUGGCCAUUCCCAAUAUUCUACCUGAGGAACAAAUAUUGGCUACCAUAGCUGUUCCCUAUAUCCUAAGAAACAAAUAUUGGCUCCCAUAGCCAUUCCAAUCUUUUAAGAAACAAAUAUUGGCUCCCUCCUGGCUGAGGAAUAUGGAGCAUGGGUGAUAACUAAAGAAAUUGGUGGGCAUUAGGAGAUAUUGUAAGGUGCUUACAAUACACCAGGUGCUGUUAAAUCUCUCUAAUGCUGCCAUGCUGGUGUUGUAAAGCCACUAGAAUGUUUCUGAUGGUUGACAAUGGUGGCCUUGUGUAUUGUAUAUGUUUUAACAUAUGGUAUACCUGUGUACAAUGAUGCAUACCCUUAGAGUGUUGACGUAUUUGUGUAUUGGUACUGAUUACUGCUGUACAACAACUUCAUAUGGUGCUUACCAACAAUGGGAUGAUUAAAAACAUCAGCUGCCAUGUUGCCUUAUGGGCUGUGCAAAAAGCUGGCCAUUGGCCAGAUCUGGGUCAGAUCUGUUGUGUCCACAGGACAUUCCAAGCUUCCUAUAGUUAAUUAUCCAAGUGAUCACAUUGGUUAAUAAUCAAGUGAUCACAUUGUUCCAUAAUGUGAUCAGGUGCUUAUUUUUUACAAGAACUGUGCCUAUAAACACUUUGUUGCUAGCCUUGCCAGUCAGUAAAUUAGACUUAAUGGUGAUUGUGGUGGAGCCUUUCCGAAACAUUCUUUACCCCUGAGUCCAGAAGGCGUUUGGUGAUCUACUUUAUCCUCCCUUCCCCAAGGAUUAAUGAUAGCUAAUCUCUCCUAGUGCCUUAUUGUACCAAGGCAGUUACUUCCAAAGGGUCGUGUGUAUCUGGGCUUGUAGGGUAGGCUUCUUGGAAAAAAAACACAAGAUUCUGCUUCGUAAUUAGAAGAAUUUAGGCAGAAGCUUAGCAAAUAUAACCUUAGGAGUCAAGGGAGGAUUUAUAGUUUUGGAUGUAGAACUAACUCCAAUGCAGAGUUUUAUAGUCUGCAGAAAAGCCACAGGAAAGUUGGAGAUCCAUGAGUUGGGCUUCCCUUAGGAAGUAUCAGUAUGGGGUUUAUUUAGGGGAGGUGUGGUGUUCUCCACCAGUAGCUGGAGGGCUUCUGUUUUAUAUCUGUGGACCAGGCACAAAGAAGCAUCAGAGGAUUUUAUAGCAAUUCUAUUUCAUACCAGUCAUUUCAAUGGUUGAGAGAUGGUCCGUGAUAAGGCAUCGCAAUCUACCAACUUCACAUUCGUCCAUAACGAUAAACUGGUGCUAUUAGAUGGGCCCUUUAUUUGUCCAUAAUCGUCACGUGUCGUGAGCACCGUCUCAUGGCCAUCUCAUGUCUUUUAGUUUAUUCUAGACCUCGCCACUUGAAACCAUUUAUUUGUGGUGCCUUAUUGCCAAUUUGCAUGUAACAUUUUCAGAUCCGGCACCAAUGUACAUUCCUUCAACUCAUAAGAUAGUGUCGCCCUGAUUACAGAGCAACCGCUGGACUCCCUGAGAUCAAUGAGCAAUGUGUAUGUCGUCGAUAUACCUAUUCAUUACAUCCUGGAUCUGGGUGGCAUCUCUCCUAUGCAAUAAGAGCAGCAUAUAUCCCUAUCAGUCAAUGUAAGCUAACUAGAUACCAUACUUUAACUGCUCCUCUGUUAUGGGGUUAGCAAAUACCCCACCACUGGUGUAUCUGCCCUGCUAAGAGAAUGUGCAAUAACCACAUUGACCUCUAUGUAUCUGGAUUGUGUGUUGUUUUUUUCCCCCACCUGCCAAGAUGCCCCCAUUCAUGAUACUCUAUGUUACCAAUGCUGGUGCUUAUUGUGUUGGCUUGUGCAGCCACCACACUCACACUUACUGUAUUACUGGGGUCUAUGCCUCUAUUGUGUGCUAAAUCAUAGCAGACUUCUGGUCAAUGCAAGCCUAUGACAGCCUAGUGCACCUCCCAGCCUCCAACGGGAGACUCAGCGAUGUUUUUACUCAUCCCUAACAUAAAACCAAUCCAGAAGCUGCGGUUUUUAUAGUUCUACUUGUGCGGGGGAUUGGCAAACGCAGUCUCUCGAAAUCCUCUUAUCAUUAUGGGUUUGGAUACUCAAUUCAGUAAAACUGGGUGUUUAGCAAGUGGGGCCCAGGGGUCCGUUCCAUUCUGUUCUAGGCCAUUUCAGAAUGAAUAGACCGGAACCCUUGCCCCGUGUACUGUUUUAAAGUACAGGACGAUAUCAUGUGUGUGUCAGGACCGGCACACGUUCACAACUCUCGCUUUUAUUCUUGGUGGUUCUGCUUUUGGGAAUCUUGUUUUUUGUUUUUUUAUUGUUGUAAAGGGGGUGGGGCAUGGCAUAGACCCCGCCCACCUUCUGUUUCCUCCUUUGUAUAUGAUGUGAACAUUUUUAUUUUAUGAUUUACUUGAUUAAGGUUUGGCUGUGUUCUAUGGCAAACAAAUACAGCCGGUUUCAAUGACUGUACAUCUUCCAACGUCUUUUGUAACAUCGCACUCUCCUUCCAGUUGCAACUGUGAUUCUAACAAAAGAGGGGAAAAAAAUAGUAUCUUUUUCCCAGUAGUUUUUUAACGUUCUCCUAGCAGCGACUCGCUGAUGUAUCAAAAAAAUAAAAAAAUAAGAAAUCUACAGAUCCUUCCAUCCAGAGAAGCUUUCUGGCUUGAAAUGUGGAUUUACAGUGGUCCCUCAGAGGGUGGCGCUCAUUUGAUGCAUAUUUGGUGGUGCAAGGAAGGGGGACCACUGUAAUUCAGCUCUUGGUUUCCACAUUUUGAGCCAGAAAUAAAUCUUUUUUUUUUGUUUUUUUCAAGGCGUCUGAAUUUCAGAGCUAAAAUCUGCAUUGUAACAUCCGUAUCUGCUUAAAACCUUGGUAUUAUUGGCCAAGAAUGUUUUUGUUUUUACUCUGCUUGUUCUUUUGAUAAAUUUGGUGCAAUUUUUUCAAACUUAGGCAAUUUCCAACAAAAUUAUUUCAGCCUCUAAUUAUGUCCCUUCUAAAAUAGAAGGGCUGAAACAAAGGGUUUGUAGGAUGCAUUAACUCACGUUUCAUUUUGAACAGCAACACGCUCCACCUUAUGCAAGAGCCGGAGCAUGCCGCUCAGAUAUCACUGCAAAAAUCACAUUGAACCACCCCAACAAUUGGUGUGAUGGGUGGGUUAACAUGUCUAGUCAUGAGUAGCAAACGUUGGAUUUUACAAUGGAUGGAGCAUAUUGCUGUUUACCAGCUUGACAGUGGUUGGACUGCUAGAAUGGCACAGUGGGCUGCUAGAAUGGCACAAUGGGCUGCUAGAAUGGCACAGUGGGCUGCUAGAAUGGCACAGUGGGCUGCUAGAAUGGCCAUAUACCAGAGACUGGAGACAAAUGAGCAACGGACACUAGUGUUCAAAAGUUUGGAACUACAGCAGAAAAGCCAAUACAUUACACACAAGGUCAGAAAAUUCUGUUCAUUUCAUCAAUGAAUUCUUUACUUGCAACAAUUUCAGCUUUGCCAUUGUAGUCGUCACCUUUGAGCACCCAAUUAAUGAAAAUAUUUUGGGUAAACUUGGUUUGGUGAAUAUACACUAUUUUUCCUAAAGUAUGGGGGUCAUCUACCUGCCCAACAUCUCAUUCCCAAUUUAAGGGGAAUAAUAUGAAUUUGCCCUUCACUGCUGCUAUAACUGGCCAUGCUCUUCUGGGAAAGAUCCCACUAGAUGUUGGACCAUGGUUGUUGGGAGUUGCUUCCAUUUAGCCAAAAGAGCAUUAGUGAGCUUGUGCGCUGAUGUUGGGGAUCAUCCUCUCAGUUGGGGUUCCAGUUCAUCCCGCAGAGCCAUCUCAGCAACCCCAUUCGGCUUGCACUCUACUUUGUGCCUGGGGUUAUUGUUCUGCUGAAAGGACCUUACCCAAACUGUUGUCCAAAGUAGGCGGCAUGGAUUUGUAGCAUUAAGGUUUGUUUUCUAGGGGCCCAAACCAUGAAAAACAACACCAGACCAGUAUUCCUCCAUUAAUUUGUACCUUUGUCUAGCUCAGGUGGCGAUGCUUGAAAGCUUUAAUUGUCUCUUAUGUCCUAUUAAGGUAUCUCAAUCCCUCCCCUCCCCCAGGAUUGGCACAGAAUUAAACCCUUUUAUGUUCCUGAACCCUCCUCAGACAGAUGUUUCUCCUGUAUUCCCAGGGCAAUUCCAGAGAAGAUAUAACUACAGUUUUUUUUAUUGUUGGUGUUUGUUGACUAAAAUAUAGAGCAGUGUUUUCAGGGAUCUUUUUAUAACAUGAAUAAAACUUUUACAUUUUCAUUUCUCCCAGUCUUAUUUGGGUAAAGGAUGGCAGUGACCUCCGGCUCAAAGACUCUUCUGAAAUGAGACCAUAGAAUUGGGCAGUAAGACAAUUUGGUUAGGGGAGCACAGGUGAAGCACCUCCACCAACUUACAUGAUUCUACUGCACUGGCAGUUUAAGACUCUGUGGGGGUCAUUUAUCAACAUUGGGCAAAUUUGCCCAUGGGCAGUAACCCAUGGCAACCAAUCAAAUUGCUGCAUUCAUUGUUCUACUUGCAGUUGGCUUUGAAAAGCUAAUCACUGAUUGGUUGCUAUAGGUAACUGCCCAAGGGCAAAUUUGCCCAGUGUUGAUAAAUGAGCCCCUGUGUUUUUAUUAUGGCAACUUUUCAAACUGAUGUUCCCACUAUUCCAUGACACACACUCUGCAUCACAUAGGUCUUCUUCUCCACCCAGUUCCAUAUAUGAGCCUUUCAUAGGGAUCUCAUUUGGGUGAACAGUCUUGGCUUUGCUCUCAGGAACAUGAGGAGAACACUCUGCCCCCUUUUCUUAAAUGUUUCUAAAUAAACUAUAUUUCCCUUCCAACUGUAACUGUUCAGAAAAGGGGGAAAGAUGAGAACCUUGGUAUCUUUAAGCGCAGAAUUUCCAGGUUCUGCUGCUUUUGGGCAGAAGAGUGCAACCGCACUCGCUACACUAGUGAUCAUAACCCAUUGGUGGAAGCAGAUAAGAGGUAAGAACUGAUGAAGGGGUUGGAGGAAGCAAAAAGCCUGCAAGCUCCCCACUUAGCGGACUUAAGCGGACAAACAAAAAAACUCUUCACCUUCAACCAAAGGAUCUUCAAAUACUAAAUACACCCACAUACCACUAAGUAUGUUCUAGAGUUUUCUCAUGUACUAAUGACACCACAAACCUAGGCUGUUGCUGUACAGUGGAAACAUUUCCAACCCUUCUACAUGUAAAGCUUGGGAGAUCAGACAUUGACCGGUAGAACCUGAGUUCCUAUUGGCUGAAGCAAAAAACUAGCACCAGAUUUAUCAAGCUGAACACACAGGGCAGUCUCUGUUGUGCAUGUAUGGAUGUUAUUUGGCUUCAUUGCAGCAGCCUUGAGAAAGCCUUCACCCUCUUUAUUCUGCAGAUAUAUUUUUUAUACAAAGAAUAUAAACUGUGCACAAAUGAUUUAGCUGGGCAUCCCCCUCGGUGCUCUAACAAACAUCUGCCCCAGUGACUCCGGUGUCCCUUUUGGGAGCUGGGUUUCACCAUGGGGAACCUGGCUUAACUCUGGACAUUCUGAUGGUGCUAUCAACCCUGAAUCGGGUUUGCAUGUCCAGUAAGCCAAUAUAUUUUCUCAACACAGAGAAUUUCACAAAGUUUUAAAUUUCUCUUGAACUCAAUGUACUGUAUGAUUCAAUGUUUGUGCAGCGGGACAGCUGGCUAAUAAAAUUCUCCCCACUGUCUUAAUGUCUUUCGAACUCAAAAGGAAUGUCCGGGAAACAUGGAGGUCUAUACUGAAUCUCCCAUCUAUGGCCUCACAGAAGGUCUGUAAGACAAUGCACCAAAGGGACAGGGCAGCAAGCCACUAUGGUUUGAACCCAUAUUAAGAGAGAGCUCCAUUGCACUCCCCUAUAUGUGCUGUGGACAUGCUCCAGUUUGCGAGACAUUAUAGAGAGAUAUCUGUCCAUUUGAACCACAGUUGGUUGUAGGUACCUCAAGCCAAGAACUCCAGUGUGGAGACUGAUUGUUCCUUGUAUGGUUUUUAAAUAUAAGAUGUAUAUGUGUUGAUCCAGCACCUCCAAAUAAUGUACUUAUUUUAUAUAAACUAUAGUAGUAUUUCCGAAGCAGGGUAAGUAAUGGUACAUUAUAAAUGCUUUUACUGGUCCUUCAAAAAGCCUAUGGGGGUAUCUGCUCCAAACCAAGUACAUGAUCUAGAGAAACAAUAUAGGAAUGCUGAGAGGGCUGUUCUUAUUGUCAUCUGGAGCAUUUUUAGCAAUCAUUUCCCAAAGUGUUUCUCAGAGUUUCAUUUUCACUACAUGCUCCGCCUCGUGGCAGAAUGUAGAAUCUAUAAAUAAGUAUUAAAUUAUGCGUUGGUUAAUUAUAUAAAUAAAUAAAAUUAGAUCAAAUACAAAGGUAAAUAAUCAGGCAAAAAAAUAUUGUUCCUGGUGCACAAUUGUGUGUAUGUAGUUGCAGAACUGCUUUACACUCAUUGUGUUUAUUAGACCAGAAGAGGCCAGUGGGCCACUGGGUGAUCUAAUAAUCAUAUUAAGCUUAAAAUAUGCCUGAUGUAGCUUUAUCUGCCCUGUACAAAGAGCUCUGUGCUCUCUCAUUGACAGUCCAGAGCAUGCAAUUGGGGUUCUCCCAUUGACUUUCCCGUCAUUUCAUUGGAGCUCUCCUAUUGACAGUUCUGAACAUGCUAUCAGGACUCACCCAUUGACUUUCUAUGGCAUGCCAUCCAGGGUCUCCCAUUGACUAUCCAGAGAAUGCCAUUGGGGCUCUUCCAUUGACUAUCCAGAGAAUGCCAUUGGGGCUCUCCCAUUGACUGUCUGCAACAUGCCAUUGGUGCUUUCCCAACGACUCUCCAGAGCAUGCCAUUGGGGCACUCCCACUGAAUGUCUACAGCAUGCCAUUGGGGCUCUCCCAUUGACUCUCCAGAGCAUGCCAUCCGGGCUCUCCCAGUCACUGUCUACAGAAUGUCAUUGGGGCUCUCCCAUUGACUCUCCAGAGCAUGCCAUCCGGGCUCUCCCAGUCACUGUCUACAGAAUGUCAUUGGGGCGCUCCCAUUAAAUAUCCAGACCAUGCCAUUGCGGCUCUCCCAUUGACUGUCUGCAGCAUGCCUUUGGGGUUUUCCCAAUAACUCUCCAUAGCAUGCCAUCGGGGCUCUCCCAUUGACUGUCUACAGCAUGUCAUUGGGGUUCUCCCAUUGACUAUCCAGAACAUGCAUUGGGCUCUCCCAUUGACUGUCUAGAACAUGCAUUGGGCUCUCCCAUUGAAUGUCUACAGCUUUUUACUAGGGUUCUCCCACUGACUCUCCAGGGCAUGCCAUUGGGGCUUUCCCAUUGACUGUCUACAGCUUGCCAUCUGGGUUCUCCCAUUGACUAUCCAAAGCAUGCCAUUGGGGCUCUCCCCUUGACUGUCCAGACCAUGCCAUUGGGGCUCUCCCAGUGACUGUCCAGAUUAUGCCACAGGAGCUCAAGUAAUUGUGUUGAUAAGUAGCAUGGUUAGCUUGUCGUAGGAACAGGCUGAUAUUUAGCCUUAGCUUAUAAACUGCAUUCACUAAUGGAAAACCUUUAGCCCUCCAAAUUAAAAAAAAAAUAUCUUUAGGGGUUUGUAAGGAGGGGGGACUACCAGGGCCCCACAAAGUAGCAGUUUAAAGAAAGGCAGCUGGACUCGAUGUGGCUUUUCAUUCUAAAUUGCUAUUUGAUUAAAGAUCAAGAUGGUGCCAGUAGAGCAGGUUGGCAAAGCCUGUUGGGGUUGCUGAAGGGCCACUCUAGUGAUGUUUUAGAGACUGGAGCAUCUCUGCAUUUGCACUUUUAAAGCAAAAAUUAUAAACUUUAUUCUGAAUCUCUGGAACUGAGGGGCCCCACUACUUGUGCCCCCCAGGAUACCAGAACUUACUGCAAAAUACACCUUAGUGAAUGUGGGCACACACGUGCCUUGUGGGUAACAUAGGAAAUCCAGACACAAAAAAAAAAUUCUACACAAAUUUUCUUGACCUCUAACUUUUAUUCUCAUUCUUUCAAAAGUGCUGAGAUUUUAUAUUUUUACUGAAAUUUUUUUCACAUUUUUCCUUGUUUUGGCAUAGCCCUGGGUGAAACCGAAAGCAUAAAAAUAUAUAAAAACUAAAAAAAAAAAUGCCUGAAUUCCUUAAGAUGAGAAGAAGGUGGUAGGCGACUUAAAACAUAAAAGGUGCUACGCGUUUUAUGAAAAAAAUAUAUAUUGUUAAAUUAAAUCAACUAUUUGGUCGAUGACUGUUUUUUUCUUUUGUUUUAUUCUUGGUUUUUCUUUUUUAUUUCUUGGCGUGCUGAGGGGAGAAAGCACUCUUAUUUUACUCUUCUAUAUUAUUAUUAUGAAAACAAAUGAGUAAAAAAAAAAGGCAUUUUAACUUUGUACUUGAAAUAAAUAACGAAAAAACAAAAAAGCAAAAAAAAACAACAAAAAAAAGCAAACAGAUUUCAUGUGUUUUAGCCUAGGCGUUGAACUAGUGGGUGCUUUAACUCUUUGUGACAAUGAUGUAUAUGAAAAUGAAACUAUGUAGAGAAUUUGAUAACUUUUAUUGUUUGACAAUUGUAUCAUGUUUUUCUCCAUGUUAGAAACCUUUUACUUUUAUUGUUCCCAUCUUUGUUUUUUAAUUAAAUACCCCACAUUCCACUUACAGGAACCCUAUUAUAUUCAUUUUAUUUCUUCUUUAUUGCGCCAUGAUAAAUUGUUCCUUUAUUCCUGUUUUUUCUUGAAUUAUUGUGCAACUGAUCACCUCCUUGAAGUUACUGUGUUUUGCUUUGUGUGUUUUUGGGGUGCAAGAGAAUUCUGACAAUGGAAGUGACCCAGAAAUAACACCUGUUAGAACUAUGGUUCAUAUAAUGUUUCUCUGCCGGCAUCAGGGCUGUAUUAAAAUAUAGUACUGCUCUAGGCAUCCGCCUGUUGCCCUGCCCUCUUUCCUCCCUUAUUCACACAGGCGGCAGUUGGAAGAAAGGGACAUUUUGUUUGUAAAUGUUAAGGAUGCACAAAAUCCAAUUUUUUUUCAGAUUUGGCCCAAUAACCAAUCUUCCCGAGAGGAUUUGGCUAAACUCAAUCCAAACCCGAAUCCUAAUUUGCGUAUGCAAAUUAUCAAAAUCCUGGGAUGGGGAAAUCUGCAAUUUCUCUAGUCAGAUGAUCAAAAGUCAAGUAAUUUUAAGGAUUUCGAUUUGGUUCACCCAGGCAAAAAAUGGGGCAGCAUCUAAAUCUGUUGCCCUCAGCCCAGGCCCGUGAGUGCCUAUAAAGAAAAUACAGCCCUAGCCAGCAUACCUCAGCCAAUAACCUCCCUGUGCUUUUCAGGCUAAAAAACACUUCAUGAUGCAGUUUCCAUUAAUAUGAAGGACAGGAGGCAUGGUAGGUAGGGUGUAUCUCCUCAAAAUCCAUUGGAGAAAUGCCACCUGCACCCUAAGCCUUAAUCUUGUCCAUUUUCCAAGACCUGGGAAGACCAUAUCUCCUGACCAAAGACAAAGCAAACUGCUGGUCAGUUAGGGUGGGUUGGUUUAGGGGUUCUCUUUGAAGAUGGCUUCUAACUGGACUUCCAUGGUCAGAAGAUCUUGUUCCCAAUCAUCUGAUGCACAAAUGACACUGGCUGUGGGCUACUGGGGCGCAGCAAGUUCUGUAUCUGUAGUGAUGUUAAGGAAUGUCGUCGAUGUAGCGUUAUCGCUUGAUUCGGGAUGCAGUCUGUCCAUUAUUUUAGGAUUUGUCUGACUUCUGCUUCCACCCUUAAUGACCUUCCCUUGCAAAUGAGGGCAUGUUUUUUAUCCAAAAAAGUUAAAAUCUUCCAAGCAACGAUCUGUUGAAAUCUUGGCUUGAUGAGGCCCUUCAGGGAUGGAGUUGAAUAGACAUGAUCCAAAGUUUGUUCGGACAUUUGUAACCAAAUAUUGGAUUGAUGCAUCCCCUACUUAAAUCUUGGAUCCAUUCCUCCAUUGUGGCCUCUUGGAUUGUUGAAGAGGUUGGUGACUGUUUGGCUUUGGUUAUUGGGAGUCUAGAGCCCAAUGGUAGGAAUGAAUGGAUGGGAAACCAAGCCGAGUCAUAUUCUUUGUGUUACCCGCAUCAUUGGCGUUCAGUGGGGUUGGCCAUUCUUUCCUUUGUAAAACGGCUUCAAUAUUUAUUAUAUGUAUUGAUGUACAUUUCACGGGAUGGUCGCAGGAAGGAGCAGCGCAGGUGGAGAAAGGAGAGCUUUAAAGGUUACAGUGGGGCAAGGUUUUUAUUAUUUUUUUAGGGGGGUACAUUUUAGAAUAUUAAGCCCCCCAUGUACCUGAUAUUGGCAUUUUGUUGUAACUCUGUGUAAAUGAUGCUUGUGGCAUAGCUGUAUAUGAAAUACAAAUAUGGGGGGGUCUCUGCCUGCCGCAGAUGGUCCAGCUCACUCCGUUCGCCUCAUUUUUGUUUUUAUUGGUUCCCAGAAAACUAAAGAGAAAUAAAUCAUUUAAAGAAA